This is a messenger RNA of Closterium sp. Naga37s-1, 1215 nucleotides long. The record is from the annotation of a GenBank genome assembly. Lineage: Eukaryota; Viridiplantae; Streptophyta; Zygnematophyceae; Desmidiales; Closteriaceae.
AUGUUCACUUCGCACUUUUGCUCGCGAUUCGCCUUCCCGUCCUCCUUUCCGUGCUUGCAUCAUGUCACAACGGCUCGCACAACGUCAGCGCUUGAACUGCUUCCCCCAGACUUCCCCCAGCGCUUGCGGGAAGAGAAGGGGCAGCAAGCAGGUGGCGCCCCUGCUUCUGCCGCCGCUGCCGCCUCUGCUGCCGGUGCCCCUUCGUCCGCAGCUACGGGCUGCUGUUGGCGGUCGGUCGGGACGGCGGGCAUCUGGUGCCAUCUGGUCUUGACCCCACUGCCCAUCCGUACCAUGCAGCAUGCCCACACUCUUCCUCUCGUUCCCCUUCUUCCCUUCCCUCUUCCUCUUCCCUCCGCGUUACGCUUUCGCUUUUCCAUGUCGGCACCGUGGCAGGCAGAUGAUUGGUGGCUGGGUUCCAAAGGAAUGUCGCGGCUGCAGCAGCAACAACAGCCGCCCAAGUGCCGCCUGCAGUUGGAUGCUGACGUGGACUGCUACAGGGACAGUAGUGGGGCGAUCGGAGUUGGCAGGAGGCGAGAAAACGUGCCACGGAUGACGGGGCAGCAGCGGAGUCCAUCUCCCAGGCCUGUCACGUGCCAACAUCGGUGGGGCGACGUGGCGGAAAGAGCUGGUGGGUGGGCGACGUGGCAGAUUCUAGCGAUAAUUACACCCUAUUGCCUCUCACCCUCCUCGUAUCACUUCACCUCCGUCCCUGGAGAGGGGCUAGGUCGUGGUCCCUGCGUGCUCGAGUUCCAGUCUUGUGAACAGCUGCUCCUCCGCCUGCGCCUAAAGGCACAGCCCCUGGAAGCACCUCUGUCUGCGCCUCAAGGCACAGCCCCUGGAAGCACCUCUGUCUGCGCCUCAAGGCACAGCCCCUGGAAGCACCUAUGUCUGCGCCUCAAGGCACAGCCCCUGGAAGCACCUCUGUCUGCGCCUCAAGGCACAGCCCCUGGAAGCACCUCUGUCUGCGCCUCAAGGCACAGCCCCUGGAAGCACCUCUGUCUGCGCCUCAAGGCACAGCCCCUGGAAGCACCUCUGUCUGCGCCUCAAGGCACAGCCCCUGGAAGCACCUCUGUCUGCGCCUCAAGGCACAGCCCCUGGAAGCACCUCUGUCUGCGCCUCAAGGCACAGCCCCUGGAAGCACCUCUGUCUGUGCCGUCUGCCUUGCUGCCCUCCUCGUCUCCCAUACACCUCGGCAGCGUGCCCCCUCCUCCCUAG